AUGGAGUUCUUACGAGUUGCCUCGCGGUUGAGGCUGAUAUGGAGGCCGUUGGCGAGGAGAUUCUACAUUCUACCUACGUCGCGCGAAGUGCGCUUCAAUACAACUGCGGCCUCUACGGCCUCGGUUCCUUCGGGCAUCGUGCUCCGCGACUACCAAGAGGAAAGCAUUCAGUCUGUCCUGAAAUAUCUAGGCGAAGGCCAUCGACGGCUGGGCAUCUCCCUUGCAACAGGUGCAGGAAAGACGGUCAUCUUCACACAACUUAUCAGUCGAAUCCCUCCUCGAGAUGCGAAAGCCACCAAAACGAUGAUCAUCGUCCACCGCCGCGAGCUGGUCGAACAAGCCGCAAAACACUGCCGUCUAGCAUACCCCGACAAGCUAGUGGAGAUUGAGAUGGGCAACGAUGUCGCGACAGGAGCAGGCGAUAUAAUCAUCGCUUCAGUGCAAACGCUCUCACGAGGCCGCGUGCACAAGUUCGACCCUACCGAAUUCAAGCUAGUCCUAGUCGACGAAGCGCACCACAUCGUCGCCAAGUCCUACCGCGACGCACUGGGACAUUUCGGGCUCAACGAACCGUCCGCAGAUGGACCGGUUUUGGUUGGUGUUUCAGCUACGUUCUCGCGAUUCGAUGGUCUGAAACUGGGCGCUGCGAUUGACCAUAUCGUGUAUCACAAAGAUUACAUUGACAUGAUUGCGGAUAACUGGUUAGCGAACGCGGUUUUCACGACCGUCAAGUCCGGGGCGAAUCUGUCCAAAGUCAAGAAAGAUAGCUUUGGGGAUUUCGCGCUGGGAUCACUUUCCGAGGCGGUUAACACGACUACUACGAAUGAUAUCACUGUCCGUGCAUGGAUGGCAAAUGCUGAAGGUCGGAAGUCGACGCUCGUCUUCUGUGUUGAUGUCGAGCAUGCGCGGCAGCUUACGGCGGCUUUCCGGGACCAUGGCGUCGAUGCGAGGUAUAUCACUGCUGGGACGGCGAAGGGUGCUCGUGCGGAGGAGCUGCGGGCGUUUAAAAAUCAGGAGUUUCCGGUGUUGUUGAACUGUGGUCUUUUCACUGAAGGCACUGAUAUCCCCAAUAUCGACUGUGUGCUUCUAGCUCGACCUACCAGGUCCCGGAACUUGCUUGUCCAGAUGAUUGGACGUGGUCUUCGACUAUACCCUGGGAAAGAAAACUGUCACAUCAUCGAUAUGGUUGCUUCACUGGAAACUGGGGUCUUGUCAACACCGACUCUGUUUGGCUUAGAUCCAGACGAAAUCCUCGACAAUGCCACUGUGGAAGACGUGAGCAAACGCGCAGAAAAGACCCAAGUCGAACCCAGUCAUGAAGUUGCCGAGCCAUUCGACGGCGCGGACAACGAUUUGAAACUCGAGUUCACCACUUACGACAGUAUAUACGAUCUGCUUGGCGACACACAAUCCGAGCGCCAUAUCCGAUCAAUGAGCCCGCACAGCUGGGUUCGUGUCGGAGACGACAAAUACAUCCUCGCCGAACGCUCCGGUUGGAUAACCAUCGAGAAAAAGGAUAACAUCUACACUGCCCACCAUGUCAUGGUAUUCAAGAAUCCCGCAAUGGAGGCAACGAAAUACACGCGUCCGCGGCAGGUCGCCACCGGCGAGGAUUUGGAGGCUAUUGUGCGUGCUGCGGAUACGUAUGCCAGUAGCAAAUUUGACGAGCAUUACAUCACGACUUGGAAGCCCUGGCGACGGGCUCCGGCUACGAGUGGGCAAAUCAAAGUGCUAGAGAGAGCUCAGGUUCGAAAGGGAAAAUCGGACUCCCGGGAAUUGACUCGCGGUCAAGCGGCUGAUAUGAUUACGAAGUUGAAACAUGGUGGCAAGAAGCGUUUCCAGGACUUGGAGGCGCUGAAACGGAAGAAGCUGCGGCAAGUGGAGAGUAUGGCUGAGCUGCAGAGGAGGGUGGAUGUGAAGGUUGGACCGGUUGGGGCUUGA
Messenger RNA from Penicillium bovifimosum, 1941 nucleotides. Its product is annotated as DEAD/DEAH box helicase. The record is from RefSeq and is a predicted model, not a curated record. The coding region runs from base 1 to 1941 and encodes 646 amino acids. Gene Ontology annotation, molecular function: ATP binding; hydrolase activity; DNA binding. The transcript is spliced from 2 exons. Lineage: Eukaryota; Fungi; Ascomycota; Eurotiomycetes; Eurotiales; Aspergillaceae.